UUCUAUCUUUCCACGUGCGUUUUCCCGGCCGAAACACGCGUUUCUUCAAGUGUCGUUGCUUGUAUUUGCAAUAAUUAAUUUGUGACUGCAAAGAAAAUUGAUAUCAUGGCAUUGAAAAAGAACUCACUUGUAACCGCAAAAGCCGCCGCUAAGAAAGGGGCAAACGGAGUUAAAAAAAUAGCUUCGAAGCGCGGGGCUAAGUUGGAGGAAGAAAACCUGGCCUCCCAGAUUCCAAACAAGAAAUCGAAAAAGCCUGUUAAGGAGAUUCUUCAAUCAAGUGAGGACGAGUCUGGCGCUGAAGAAGACGUUGUUGCCCAAAAUGAAAAUGAGAGCGACUCGGAGCCUGAAGGUGCAUCUGAUUUAAUCGACGAGGAAGCUGAGGAAGGUGAUGAAGUCGAAAGCGAGGAGGAAGAUGAGGACGAUGAUGAGGAUGAGGAUGAAGAAGGCGAUGACGACGAGAUUGAACCGGGCCAGGUUAAAAGCACUGUUGUGGCAGGCGAAGACGAUUCAGACGAAGACGAUGAUGAGCCACCCACUGAAGAGGUCAUUGCCAAGAAAGAUGGCAAAAAAAUUGAAACAGCUGGAAAAAAGGAAGGCAUUCCUAAAAUACCUUCAGGGCGUCCACCUCCAGAUACACCAAGCAAUCAGAUCCUUUACGUGGUUAACUUGCCGCCAGAUUUUAAGCACAGCGACGUGGUUGCUUUAUUCACCAAAUUCGGUCCACUUUUAAGCAUUCAACGCCUCAAGAGCAAGCUUGGAAACAAUGCUCUUGUAAGUUUUGAGACCGCUGAAGGCGCUAAUGCUGCCCUGGCAGCCCAACCCAAGGCUUUGACUUUGAAUGGUAAAGUUUUAAGCGUUACGUUAAGCCGAGAUACCUCAGAUGUAAACAAGCGUACAGUGGUAGUUGGCUUGUUUGGUCCCAAGGUUACCAAGGAGGAUUUAAGAACCUUUUUCGAAAAAGUUGGUCAAGUGGAGGAGGUGGUAGUUACAUCAAACCGUAACAAUCCAAAAGCCUUUGUACGUUUUGUAUCUAUUGAUGAUAUUCCCAAGGCGCUUAAGCUGCACAACUCUGAGCUUUUCUCCCGAUUUAUCACUGUGCGAUCGCACUAUCACUGGCAGACGGCUGUUAAGACUCCAGAACUCACCCUGGUCCUCGACAAUACGGGCAAAUACGAGUCAUAUAACUCCGAUACCAUUGAGAAGAUCUUUCAGAAGUUCGGUGAUAUCGAGUUCGUCGAAGUUGUGUGCACCAAUUCUGUGCUAGCGUUUAUCAAGUACAAGGAGCCAGAAUCUAUAACAAAGGCUUUGACCCUAAACGGAACGACUGUUGAUAAUUUAGUAUUGAAAUUGUCACGAUUCGAGGUUUCUAAUAAGAGCAUUUUGAUUACAAAUUUAGCCUCAGAUGCCACUGAAAGUGAUAUUCGAGAGGUGUUCCAAAAGAGCGGCGAGAUCGACAGUGUGCAAAUAUUUACAAACAAGGCAUUGGUAAAAUUCACUACCGAAGAUGGCUUUUGUCGGUCAUUUCUACUCAACGAGCAUCGGAUCAAAAAACAACCCAUUUUUAUUGAACCUAACUCACUGCUGAAGCACGCAAUCCUGAGAAAACGCAUCCCUUCGACUAAUCCGCAGACUAAUAAGUUUGGCAAGAGGCCCUUUAACAAGCGCCCUCAAAAUAACAAUUACGCUAAGCCGUUUGCUAAGAGGCCCAAGAAGUUUUAAGGAUUUCUACUAAACUACAUUAUUUUUAAAAUUGUCGUACCAUAUUGGAUAAGUGUUCCCACUUCCAAUUUAGUAUAUAAGUCUGUAAUAUCCAAGUGCUUUCAAACAAUGCAAGAUUAAGUUGCAAAAACUUAAUGAUAAGUUUAUCAUUUUCA
Messenger RNA from Drosophila bipectinata, 1874 nucleotides. It is a transcript of the gene mod, whose product is annotated as modulo. Gene Ontology annotation, molecular function: RNA binding. The record is from RefSeq and is a predicted model, not a curated record. NCBI's taxonomy places the organism in Eukaryota, Metazoa, Arthropoda, Insecta, Diptera, Drosophilidae.